Molecule: messenger RNA, 1397 nt
Organism: Umbelopsis ramanniana AG
Lineage: Eukaryota; Fungi; Mucoromycota; Umbelopsidomycetes; Umbelopsidales; Umbelopsidaceae
Exons: 7
Coding region: 109-1335 (408 amino acids)
Molecular function (GO): heme binding; oxidoreductase activity, acting on paired donors, with incorporation or reduction of molecular oxygen; iron ion binding
Source: RefSeq, a predicted model, not a curated record
ACUUGAACACUGCGUAACAUGUAUGAACAGCAGAUUCCUGAUCUGAUCCCAAAAACUUGUGCACAAUAGAUCGGUACCGUCGUAGGAAGGGAACAAGUUCGAGAAAUUAUGCUGAGCGACGACUUCAGUCUUACCAGCGCUAGCGAAGAUUUCUUCGAUGUCAGCCACAUGAUAGGCAUCCAGGAUAAAGACAAAUAUACAGGGGCUAUCACUGUUGUUUCAAAGUUUUUAAAUCCCAAUCUGAAAUAUUACACGCCACGAGUCAACCAUCAGCUGACUUAUGUCACUGAUAAAUGGCUAGGUGAUUUAAAGGAACCCAAGGUCAUUCCCCAUCUAUUCCCUUUCGUACAAUCCAUGGUAGCAAAAGCUAGCGUUAGCGUUUUCCUUGGUGAGGUACUUGCCCAAAACGACAGUCUCUGCGAAAGUUUAGGAAGCAUCACCAGUGAGGUUGGCGCAAAUUUAAGACAAAACUGGCUCAUGAAAACCUUCCCUACGUUCAAUAGCUUAUAUCAACGAUAUAUUUUCCCUCACAAAAAAUUCGUAAGCCAUCAUCGCAUGAAUGCCAAGAAAUACAUCAUACCUGAAGUCGAAAGGAGAUUGAGAGAACAGAAUACCCCCGGCUAUGAACGUCCGAACGAUAUGUUACAAAAUCUCAUGGAAAUGUAUCCUGCUGAUGGAGACUAUGGUGUUCCCUACGAAGAUUAUGUGAUUAACUGGACCUUCCUGCUCGUUUUUGCAUCCAUCCACACUACAACCGAAAAUACCACCAUGGUUUUGUAUUGGUUGAUGAAAUACCCCCAGUAUAUUGAUGAGCUAUUGGAGGAGCAGAAGGAGGCUAUUGAAAGCGAAGGCACUAAAGGUCAAGAUCCCGAGCUGUCGUUUGAUGUGAUCAAGAAGCUCGUCAAGCUUGAUAGUUUUGUACGAGAGGUACUUCGACAGCGAACGGUCGGUUUAAGCUUGCAACACAAAAAUAUCAACAAGCAGGAUAUCGAGUUGAGCAACGGUAUCAUUAUCCCAAGUGGCGAGCAUAUUUACUUCAAUUCUUGGGAUGUCUCUCGUGCGACUGAUCUGCAGGGCGAGGAUGCGGAAGAUUUCCAACCUUGGCGAUUUGUUCAAUCUAACAAGCAGGCUGUGCGAAUUGGUGAGGAUCAUAUCACCUUCGGCAUGGGAAAACACGCCUGUCCAGGACGCUUCUUUGCCGUUCAAGAAAUUAAGACGAUAACAUCCUUGCUAAUCUCAAGAUAUAAGAUGAGCCCUGUUACUGAUAUAUCACUGCCAUCUACACUACGCGGCAUGCCUAUGGGAGCCAUCAAGUUUGAAAAUCGUGAUAAUUAGUACUGAAACCUUUUUUUAUAAUAUGAUGCUACAAAUACAGAAAUAUUGCCAAAUUUAUACAA